Molecule: messenger RNA, 3648 nt
Organism: Bradysia coprophila
Lineage: Eukaryota; Metazoa; Arthropoda; Insecta; Diptera; Sciaridae
Gene: Klp3A
Product: kinesin-like protein 3A
Biological process (GO): spindle elongation; mitotic spindle organization; microtubule-based movement
Cellular component (GO): microtubule associated complex
Molecular function (GO): microtubule motor activity; microtubule binding; ATP binding
Source: RefSeq, a predicted model, not a curated record
CAACAGUACCAACCGUGUAGCAUUGUUGUACCAACGUUUUAAACAAAACUUUUGCAGUGACAGAAGUGGCGGUUAACCUGAUGAACAAUUAUAUUUUUAUGCAAUUGUUGGAGACCAUUUUCACGCUGAUUUAAUUGUUGAUUGAUUUUAUUUUGUGUUUUUUCUGUUUAUUUUAUGGUUUUCCUCUGAAACUACGUCGUUUCAUUGUUAUCGGUGGGUUAAUAAAAAUGGAAUCGGUACAAGUGGCAGUGCGUGUACGUCCAUUGGUGGCGUCUGAAUUGACUAGAGGUUGUAAGGAUAUUGUGGCAAAAACUCCGAAUGAACCCCAAGUCGUCGUGCAAAGUAGCACAAAAACGUCCGACACAUACACAUUCAAUUAUGUUUUCGGCCAGCACGAAACACAGGAAAUGAUUUAUUCAAACUCAGUGAGACCGCUUGUGCUGAAAUUGCUGAAAGGUUACAAUGUUACCAUUCUUGCUUAUGGUCAAACUGGUUCGGGUAAAACACACACAAUGGGAACGACAUUUGAUGGAAAUUCCGAUCCAGAGCAUUUAGGAGUAAUUCCCCGCGCAGUCAGUGACAUUUUCGAAAACAUCGAAUGCAUGCCGGAACACGAUUUUGACGUGCAUUGCUCGUUUAUGGAACUGUAUCAGGAGCAAUUGUAUGAUUUGCUGUCGACCAAGGAGCGUGAGCAAAAUAUUGUUGACAUUCGCGAAGACAAUAACAAAGAAAUUGUCAUUCCGAAUUUGACUGAGGUUCCUGUCAAAACUAUUGAAGAGACAACAAAUUGUUUGAUAAGGGGAUCGGCAGGGAGAGCGGUCGGUUCUACUGCUAUGAACGCGACCUCGAGCCGAAGUCAUGCCGUCUUCACAAUAACAAUUGAAAUGUUGAACAAGAACGAUCCAAAUUCAUCGACCAAAUCCAAAUUUCAUUUGGUUGACUUGGCCGGCUCCGAACGUUCCAAAAAGACCAAGGCUACUGGUGACCGAUUUAAGGAGGGUGUGAAAAUAAACCAGGGACUUUUUGCCCUUGGUAAUGUGAUAUCUGCACUGGGCGGAGCUGAAAAAAUUGCCCACAUCCGUUACAGAGACUCUAAGCUUACGCGAUUGCUUCAAGAUUCGUUAGGCGGGAAUUCGAUGACAUUAAUGAUUGCUUGUGUCAGUCCAGCCGAUUACAACAUCGAAGAGACCAUAAACACUCUACGGUAUGCGGAUCGGGCCAAACAAAUCAAGAAUAAGCCGAUCGUGAACCAGGAUCCGAAAGCGGCCGAAAUCAAUCGAAUGAAUGAAAUCAUACAAAAGUUGCGUCUGGAAUUAUUGGCCAAAGGUGAAGGAACUGGACAGAAUACUGGAAACUCAGCCGAACUGUAUCGACUUCGGGAUGAAUUGGCGAAAGAGCAACAGAACAGUAAAGUGUUGACGGCUCGUUUAGAGGAAAUGCUGCACGAAGUGGUUAAUAUGCAAUAUCGACUGAACGAGUCGGAGGAGAUGGCCGAAAAGCUGAUUUCCAAGUCAAAGUUGAUCAAAGAGAAAUGCUUCGAACUGAACGACAAUAUCACCAAGGACGAUUGUCCCGUCGAAUUGAUAAUCCAAUCGUCACAGAUCAAGGAGUUGAAGAAUUUGAUUGUUGAAAUGGAUGCGCUCACCAAUAGCAAUAGUAAGACUAUAGUUGAGGCUAGCACUCCAGCGUCCACAUAUGAACGAAAUUUACUGAACAGUUCAAACACGGAUACAGAGAUGUCCCGGUACACGUCAAAGCAGAUCGGUGUUCAGGGCGAAUUGAAGCAAAUGAAAAGUGAACUGCAAUUGAAAGAGGAACUGCUGCAUCGUUACUUGGACAACUUGAGCUCGUUUGAGACGCUUAAGACAGACGAGGAGAAUAAAAAUUACGAAGAAAUCAUUGCGAAGCUAGAGGAGGAGAAGGAAGACCUGAAGAAUACCUUGAAGGUGAAAACGAACAAUGUGUCAGCGAAACUAGCCGAGGAACGCAGGAAACGUGUACAGGUGUUGGAGCACGAAAUAUCCGAAAUGAAAAAGAAGAAUUUACAGCAAGCGCAAAUUCUGAAGCACCGCGAACAACAGAUUGGAAAAAUUGACUUAUUGCAGAAGGAAAUUCAUGAAAUCAAAUCGCAAAAGGUGCAACUAAUACGCAACAUGAAGACGGAAAGCGAACGAUUCCGACAGUGGAAAUUGCAACGCGAAAAGGAAUUGACCCAGUUGAAAGCGAAGGAUAGAAAGUUGGAAACUGAAAUGGCACGUAAAGACUUACUGCACGACAAACAAAAAAAUAUUCUGAAGCGCAGAGUGGACGAAUCACUGAUGACCAUCAAACGUUUGAAGGAUACACUUGAGAAGGGUAAAAACGCCAAGCGUCCCAACAAAAUCAAUGGAAAGGUGGACCACAUUAAGGGCUGGAUGGACGAAGAAUUGGAAGUGAUAUUGUCAGUGAUCGACGCGAAACAGUCACUGGAACAAUUGAUUGAAGAUCGUAGCGUGAUGAAUCUACAAUUGAACCAGUACAAAAAACAAUUCGAAAUCACCGACGCUGACCGAUCUGAAAUGGCUCAGCUACAAGAAGACAUCGAAAUGCGAAAUGCACAAAUAUCCGAUCUGCGCGACAAAAUUGCAACGUCCAAUGUGGAAAAGAACGUGCAGACCAUUUGCGAAGGGCUGCACAGCAUGCCCGAAACGAAAGCGGCCAUCAAGUACUUGUUCAACCGUAUCUGCGAUUCGCGCACAGAGUACAUCAGCAAUUUGACCAAGUUGCAGGAUCUGCGUUCAUCGAACGAACUUGCUGAAAUGAAACGGACCAAUAUGGAUGAACUGCAGAAGCAGGAAAUUCAAAAUUUGAUCGAACAGAAGCAUGAGACCGAAAAGGAUUACGAAGAGAAAAUUUCCAUUCUGUUGCGUCAGUUGAACUCGACCGGCGACAGAAAUUCCGAGGAGGUGGAGCAAAUUCACGAGGAUACGUUGGAGAAUCUGCGAAUGAAGAAUGAGAUGCUUGAAAGUCAAAUCAAGGAACUGAUGACAGAACUGUCCAAACGAACCAGAUCGGCAAGAAAUAAAGUAGUUUCGCAUGUGAUGGAUGAAAGCGUUUUGAUGGAUUCGAUAAUCACUGAACUGGAUGACGAAGAACAUGACACGGCUAAAGAUCCGGAUUGGCGUCAAACUCCAGCAUAUAAACUGAACCGCCAGUCUAGAUUGCAGGACAGUAAACGACCAAACUCAUUAACGGUUUCCAUCAAUUCUACGGAAGCGGACGGACAAACAUUUUGCAAAUGUAAGACAGACUGCAAAACCUUACGGUGUAAGUGUCGCAAAACUGCGAUGGCCUGUUCCGAAAAUUGCGGUUGUCCAGCUGACUGUGUCAACACAACUUCCGGUUCCAACAAUUCCAGUCUGAAACGCGAAUCGCCGUCGCAGAGUAUUAACGACAAUGAUGAGGAGCCUCAUACUCCAAAAAAGACUAAAUUAGAUGACUACAUGGAUGAUAUAACUAUUACUCCAUAUCCUUAUAAUGCAACCAACAAAAGGAAGCCACUACUGAUCUGAUUUUUAUGCAUAAUUUGUUGUAGCUCGUAGUGUUUCAAUUAAACAAAGUAAAAUAACCGACGAUUUAUAUGGAAUAAAACUCAUUUUUCUUAACAUU